UAUAAAGAAUAUAGAAAUACACUUCCUGGUAUGUCUGUGGAACAAACUAAACAGAUCGAGGCUGCUAUCAAAACAGGAAACUUCUUAGAAGCAGCUUCUGUGGUGCAGACAUUCAAGAAUUUGUCAGGCAUUGAGUUCAAUAUUGCCAUCACGGGGGAGUCGGGAUCUGGAAAAUCAUCUUUGGUCAAUGCCAUCCGGGGCCUGGGAAAUGAUGACGAAGGUGCUGCUGAGACCCGUGUGGUGGAAAUGACCAAAGAACCAGUACCAUAUUGGCAUCUUAUGUGUCCCAUGAUGAUUGUUUGGGACCUGCCGGCGAUUGGGACCCCAGAUUUUCAGCCAGAUGCUUAUCUGAAACAAGUGAAGUUCAGACGCUAUGAUGUCUUCAUCAUUAUCGCUUCAGAAAGAAGCAGAUUCUGCCACACCAAGCUAGCUCGGGAGAUCCAGAAGAUGGGAAAGAAGUUUUUCUUUGUACGCUCCAAAGUGGACUUGGACUUGUAUAAUGAGGAAAGCAAAGUGAGCAUCAAUGAAGAGAGAACCCUGGAGAAAAUCAGAAAUGACUGCGUCAACAACCUGUCCAGAAUAGGAAUGAGAUCCCCACAGGUUUUCCUUGUGUCGAGUUGGGAAUUUCAGAAAUACGAUUCUCCGCAGCUGCAGAAGACUUUGCUAAAGGAACUCUACCACCACAAGAUGGAGACUUUCAAGGCCACUGAGGCCCCCAGCAGCAGUAGGUAAGAAACCAUCCUUUGGUUUGUUCCUUGGUCACUAUUUAGAAGGUGUUAUAUAUUUAUUAAUUGUUUUAAAAUAAUAUCAAGUGGGAAAAAACAGCAAAAAUAAAGACCCUGUCCUGUAUCGUCUGAGGGGCCAAAUCUUGGAA
Molecule: messenger RNA, 874 nt
Organism: Chrysemys picta bellii (western painted turtle)
Lineage: Eukaryota; Metazoa; Chordata; Testudines; Emydidae
Source: RefSeq, a predicted model, not a curated record